CGUGCGUUCUUACGUUUUGCUGGGGUCGAGAUGCUGCGAGACGCCGGCCGCGUCCCUAGUGGUUCUCCAGGAAAUAACAGCAUCUCGUGCAGCUUAGUCAUUUCCUGAGCUCAGCUGCUGCGAGGAGGGCGUCGCCAUGAUAAAACGGGCAGCUGCUGCUGCGAUAGGAGGAGCCCUGGCCGUGGGGGCUGUGCCCGUGGUGCUGGGCGCCGUGGGCUUCACUGGGGCAGGAAUCGCAGCCUCCUCCUUAGCGGCCAAGAUGAUGUCAGCGGCCGCCAUGGCCAAUGGGGGUGGAGUUGCCGCCGGCAGCCUGGUGGCCACUCUCCAGUCCGUGGGGGCAGCUGGACUCUCCACAUCAUCCAACAUCCUCCUGGGCUCCGUCGGAUCAGCUUUUGGGGCUUUGCUUGGAGGUGCAAAAGCGGCACCUUCUUCCUCUCCUCCAGGUGGACCCAGAGCUGAAGGGGACCAGCCAGGAGAAAACGUACCCCAAGUCGAACCUCCAAAACUCCCACUGGGUUCCGAGAAGCAUGAGAAAUAAAGAUCAUCUGCAGAUGCA
Molecule: messenger RNA, 556 nt
Organism: Orcinus orca (killer whale)
Lineage: Eukaryota; Metazoa; Chordata; Mammalia; Artiodactyla; Delphinidae
Product: interferon alpha-inducible protein 27-like protein 2
Exons: 4
Coding region: 137-538 (133 amino acids)
Biological process (GO): apoptotic signaling pathway
Cellular component (GO): mitochondrion; membrane
Source: RefSeq, a predicted model, not a curated record